Molecule: messenger RNA, 1072 nt
Organism: Paramecium octaurelia
Lineage: Eukaryota; Ciliophora; Oligohymenophorea; Peniculida; Parameciidae
Source: the annotation of a GenBank genome assembly
AUGGUAUUAGAACAUUACAAUUUUAUCUUGAAAGAAGUCUGUCAGGAUGUGAAGUUUGUGACAAUUUUGAUUUUUUGGCUUGCAACUAAUGGGAACGUUUCAUUUUAAGUUUUAAUAAAUAUAAGUUUUCCAGUCUUUAAGGAAGGUCAACAGAAUCAAAACGGUUAUUCUAAGAAGUUUACAUUUGUGCUUAAUGUGAUUUUCUUAAAUAUGGUGGAAUUAUUACUUCCUCAUUAUGGAGUGAUGUUGAGAUUUUUUUGGUUGUUUGAUAUUGGCUUUUUAAAUGUCAAAAUCAAUGGAGUAAAUUAUGUCGUGUAAUAGACAACACUAUUUUAUUAGGUACAAGAGAUAUUGAAUUGUAUUAUUAACCAGAUAUUAUAUAUUUUGAUCCUGAAAUUCUUAAUUGCUUUUCUGUUAUAAAUAAUUUUUGUAUCAGUUGUUUGCUAGGAUGGGAAUUCGAAGAAAUCCAAAAUUAAUGUCAUCCUUUAUUCGGUAGUCACAUUAUUUAAGGAGUUGAAGAAUGCGAUGACGAUGAUGAAGAUCAAAAUGAUGGAUGUUAUUAGUGUUAAUUAAAAUACGAUGUUAAUUGUAUUAGCUGCGAAUUUGGAAAAUGUAAUAACUGAGAUACAGGAUAUAUUUUGUCGGAAAAUUAAAACAACUUUCCCUAAAGCUAUCAUGAAAUAAUAAUCCAAUAUCCAUAUAAUUUUAUUAUUUUAGAAGAAUAAUAAUGUAUAGAAAGUGAAGUUGGAUAUUUUUAAGAGAAUGGCUAAUCUUAUCAGCAUUGUGGCGAUGGGAUUUAAAUAUAAGGACUUGAAUAAUGUGAUGAUGGAAAUUUAGUUCCUUAUGAUGGUUGUUUUCAUUGCUCAUUCUAAUGUCCAUAAAAUUGUAUAGUAUGUAUUGAAGGAGUAUGUAAUUAAUAUUGUGAGGAGGGUUUUGAAUUCAUUGAUUAAUCUUGCCUAUCCAUUUGCGGGGAUGUACUUAUAACAAAUUUGGAGGAAUGUGAAGAUGGUAACAAUAUCCCAUAUGAUAGUUGCUAUUUAUGCAAAUUUUCAUGUCCUUUGAAUUGCUUUGA